Messenger RNA from Prosopis cineraria, 1992 nucleotides. RefSeq names its product probable LRR receptor-like serine/threonine-protein kinase At1g56130. Gene Ontology annotation, molecular function: protein kinase activity; ATP binding. NCBI's taxonomy places the organism in Eukaryota, Viridiplantae, Streptophyta, Magnoliopsida, Fabales, Fabaceae. The transcript is spliced from 8 exons. Bases 212 to 1606 code for a protein of 464 amino acids. The record is from RefSeq and is a predicted model, not a curated record. Gene Ontology annotation, biological process: protein phosphorylation.
CUCCUCUUGUUGAAUUUCCCAACAUUCCCUCGUUUCGAUCAAUCCCGCGGAAUCCCCAUAGAAUGCCAACCUUCCGUCUCUUCCUCUCCCUCCCUCUCUCUCUCUGCAUUGCGCAAUAUCUCUCGAAGUUUCGAAUGUUUUUCUUCUCAUGACAGUGACAAUAACGAAAUAGAAAGGGAAAUGCACUGAGAAUGCUUCAUCUUCGGCUGUGAUGACUAUGACACGGAUAGUUGAUGAACCUUCUGAAGGCUUCAUUUCCUAUAACAGAAUGCCUCGCCGAGCAAUUGAAGUGGCAUCUCCUUGUUCUUCUCAGAAUAUUCAAGCUUCAUCCCUUCACACUUCUGAAGGAUUGUUCUUUUUCUUUGGAGGGAUAGUAGUGCUCAUCAUAUUGCUGAUUCUUAUAUUUGUGUUUCGGAAUCAUAUUAAACCGGCAAAGCUUAUGAAAAUGAUAGUUUGGAAUGAACAGCUUCCUCCAAAUAAACAGCACCCUCCAAAUAAACAGCAACGAGAUGACGAACCAGCAGAGGUGUUGGAGAUGAUAGUUUCAACAAGAUCCAUGGAACUCAUGAGUGGGAGCCUUCGAACAAUAAUCUACUUUGACUACGGGACAUUGAAGAAGGCAACCAAGAAUUUUCAUUCUGUUAAUCUUCUUGGAAGUGGUGGAUUUGGGCCUGUCUAUCGGGGAAAGUUGGCAAAUGGAAGGCUAAUUGCAGUUAAGAAACUGUCUCUUAACAAAUCCCAGCAAGGAGAAAGAGAAUUUCUGGCCGAGGUGAGAAUGAUCACCAGUAUUCAACACAAAAAUCUGGUUUGCCUUAUUGGAUGCUGCACAGAAGGGAUUGAAAGGAUACUUGUGUAUGAAUACAUGAAGAACAAAAGUUUGGACCUCUACCUAUAUGGAAACAAUGACCGAUUUCUAGAUUGGAGCACUAGGUUCCAAAUUAUUCUUGGAAUAGCACGAGGAUUGCAAUAUUUACAUGAGGAUUCACACAUAAGAAUUGUUCACCGAGAUAUUAAGGCAAGCAACAUUCUUCUUGAUGACAAGUUUCAUCCAAGGAUUGGAGACUUUGGGCUGGCUAGAUUCUUCCCUGAAGACGAAGAUUACCUCAGCACUCAGUUUGCUGGAACAUUAGGCUAUACAGCUCCUGAAUAUGCUAUUAGAGGAGAAUUGUCGGAAAAGGCAGACAUCUAUAGUUUUGGAGUCCUCGUUCUUGAAAUAAUAAGUUGCAGGAAAAAUACUGACCUUACUUUACCAUCUGAAAGGCAAUAUCUUCCUGAAUAUGCUUGGAAGCUGUUUGAUAAGUCAAGGUUGAUGGAUCUUGUAGACCCAAAAUUGCUGGAGCUUGGAUUUAUAGAGAGAGAUGUUAAGCAAGCAAUCCAUGUGGCCUUCUUAUGCAUUCAAUCUCAUGCAAAUUUAAGACCUCCCAUGUCAGAGAUUGUAGCAUUAUUGACAUUCAAAAUGGACAUGGUUAAAACUCCAGUUAGACCGUCUUUCCUCGGCCAAAGGCAUAGAAAGGAUGAUGAGAGCCAUUCUUGGGAAACCAUAUCUCAGCUAUACCCUUCACCAGUGCCUAGUGAUUCUGCAUCCAUGGCUAAAUCACUAAAGUAAAGGCCACUGGUUCAUUUUUGCUGUCAAAUAAGGAUCUAUGACGAUAUAAGGAAGAGGGGAAAUAUUUUAGAGGGCUACACCAACUUUGCACCACCUUUUUGAUUAGGGUAUUUUAUAUGCACAGAGGAACUCCAUCAGCAUGGACUCUUUCACUGUAAUUACUAGGAGAAUAUCUAUGUAAUAUCCUUACAGGAUAGUUCUCUGAAGCCUUUUUUUUUUUUUUAAGGGUAAUGUGUUACAGUAGACUUCUAUUCAAUUUCUAACAGAUCUUCUAAAGUAUUUUGUCUUAGUAAAAUAGAGAGAUGGGCAGAGAAUAUUUGUCCUAUCUCUGCUCAUUGUCUGAUCCACUAUUUUCUUAUCUCUCCGUACUUUGCCCAUAAUUUAUU